CAACAUUCUGUCAAAACAAGCAUCUACGAUUUCCAACAAUACCUAGGUAUCAUCAAGCAAGUAUCACUAUUUAAAAUACUUGCAACUAGACAAGCCAUUUUAAUUCAUGGUACGAAAUGCAGCUAUUGUCGACGGGUCUCUUCUUCUGCUGUCUACCGAGCUAAACAACACGUUUCCUGGAACGAAAAGCAUUUAUUUAUGAGCACGAGAUCCUAGGCAGUGAACGGAAUAUCUUUUUCUAGCGAUAUUUUAAGCAGAACGAUCGACCUUAAACCGAUACAUCUCCAUCGAAGAAAAUGUCGAAACAGCAAGGCAAAUACGAGUUAUUAAAGGAAGAUACGAAGCUAAGGAGACAACAUACCUAUAUUCAGAGCUGUUUGCUUAUCGCUCUUUGUGGCAUGUCAAGCCUUACGGUGUACGCAACCUGGACUAUGAUAUAUCGACAGAAUCUAAUUAUUCCACCGGCACUUAUAGAUGUAUCACUUCACUGGCGGAAUAGACUAGUACUAUAUGAAGAAGCGUUACGCCAUACUCUGAAACAGCAGCAGCAAGAAUUGUUUCCAAACUAUCAGGAUACUCCCCCCCUUGAAAGCGCUGAUAAGGAAACAAUUGUAAAAAGUAUUUACGCAAAAAAUGGAUCAACCAUUCUACCGGGUAAUAUAUUUGGUGCGACGAAUGACACUCGUAGCGCUGAUAGAAACAUGAGCAAUUCUUCUGAACCGUUGCGAGUGAAGGAGUUGGACAGUGAGCGAAUAUUUCCAUCCCGGUUCGGAAAUUACAUCUACUCGAAGGAAGCAAUGAACGGUCAGCCACCGAGUCCAAAAAUUGUUUGCUAUUAUACAACCCCGGCACUGCAUCGAACAGGAGUUAUCGGGCGUAGCCAUAAUCUACGGCACAUUCUUCAGCCGGAGCAUAUCGAUCCGUACCUUUGCACGCAUCUCAACAUCGGGAUAAUCGAUAUCGUCAACAACACGCUCUUCAUCGAUGAUUAUGUACGGGAAGCCCUAGUGCGUACGAAACAACUCAAACGAGUUAAUCCGUCAUUACGCAUUUUGCUUUGGAUUGGCGGUGGUAGCGUCGGUGGGUUCGCAGCCAUGGUAGAGAACCAUGCCAAUCGCAAACAGUUUAUACAGUCGAUUAAAGCAGCGUUGGAGCUGUAUCAUCUGGAUGGUGUUGAUCUAGAUUGGGAAUUCCCUGAUAAUGGUGGUAAGCGACGAAUGCAUUUUUCUCAGCUGCUGCAUGAGAUACGGCGCGAAUAUCAGCGGGAGCACCGGACGUACAUACUGAGCGUCGCCGUUGCGCCACAGGAAACGAUCGCCUACAUGGCGUACGAUGUGAUGGAAAUCAACAACUACGCCGACUAUGUAAACUUGAUGACAUACGAUUAUCAUUUUUACUCGCCCGAUCUACCACAAACAGGAUUGAACGCACCGCUGUAUCGGAGAGCAAAUGAACGUUCCCUGUUGGGCACGCUAAACAUUAACGAAUCCGUACACUACUGGCUAUCAGCUGGGUUGGAGAAAAGUAAAUUAAUACUGGGACUUCCCACGUACGGCCACUCGUUCACCCUAGUCAAUCCGUUCAAUACACGCAUUGGCGCCCCGGCGUCCAAUUAUGGUCGCGUGGGCCUGUUUGGAUUUGCAUCCUACUCCGAAAUAUGUUGGUUCCGCCGGUACAACAUCUACGUCCAUCAGGUGUACGAUGUGGAGAGCUGUUCGCCCUACAUAUAUUCCGGCAGCGAAUGGAUCUCGUAUGAAGACGAGCGUAGCCUCGAGUGUAAAGCCAAAUACAUCAAGGAUCACGAGUUCGGUGGUGCGAUGAUCUUUUCCCUCAACACGGAUGAUUUCGGCUCGUACUGUGCGGACAAUGCACUGUACGGGGAUGGUUCAUCCGUACAGCCAGGUAGUUUUCCACUGUUGCGCAAGGUACGGUCCGUGCUGGUAAAAAAUAAUACCGACAAAUCUACGACAUACCAGCAGCCUAAUGGAGCCAAACAAAAAUACCAACCAGACAAAACGUCGGCCGCGUCUGCUGCGACGGAGGAAAGAAUAGAGGAAAACCGGUGAACCACCGUCAUUCCCUUACGUUCACUAAACGAAAGUUCCAGGAUAGGCGCAUCGCUAUUGCUAAUGCAAUAAUACAAUGGUGGAAGUGUGUAAAAUUAGCAAUGAUUGGACCGGCUACGAACGGAAGCACCUGAAGUGCCGUCUAGUGUUAGUGGAUACUGUUUGAUACGCUAUUUAUGUUUCCCAUUUCAUACUUGUUUCUUCUUUUUUUGCCCCCCUUGCCACAAUUUGCCACACAUGAACGUGAUCAAUGAACCAUUUGUGCUUCCUCCAGUGCUGCUGAAAUUGUGCAAAACACGCUUCACCGUAAUGUUUGUAAUUAAAUUCUAGUCAUAAUAUGCAAAUCGGAGGUGCAUUUUUUUACUGCUUAACAUUUUUAAUAAUGCAAAAAGUGUUUUAAUCGAAACGUUGUUGCAAAAUCGCCCUGAAAGUAUGAUGCAUGUGUUUCUUUUCUGCACGGCAAUUUAAUAGAAAUUCAGCCUUUUGUACGAUAUUACAUAGAUUUGUUUUUUUUUUGUAAGUCAGUAAUGAAAGCUCUUUUUUUGUUCAUGCUUCAUAUUUUGCUGCCGAGAUCAACUUUUUUUUGUUGCUCUCUGUUCUUUGUUUUUAUUCUCUAUCUCUAUCUCCCUAAAAAAAACAUACCGUUCGUGAAGGUGUCUAUUAUAUCUUAUUCCAAUAAUCAUUCCGGUCAAUGUUACGUGAACUAUGCAAAUGUAAAUAGUUUUUUUUACAGCACAAAUGCAGCCGAACAUGUGCUUAUGUAAUGAAAUUUAAAUUAGACAAAUUAAUCGUCUACAAGUAUGGUGAAAAGACAGGGGAAAAAACAGCAAAAUAUUCCAAACUAGAGGAAUGGACACCAGAUAGAUUAUCAAUGUACCAAUUUAUUGUCUUCCAGCAAAGUAAAAGAGGCCUGUAUAGUUCUUUGCGCGCUGCGUCUGCAAACUGUGUCCAGCCCCCAGCACACCCUCCAUUGUUUCACACUUAUUGAGGCUAGCAAUUGAUUUGAUGGAAAGGUAUUCGAUUUUUAACGCCUCGAGAAAAGAGUUUAGAUGUACGAAGAAUUCAUAAAAAUAAUUAUAAUGAAACAAAAAAACGUAAUAAGUUCCAGUAUGUGUAGAGAGACGAUUGCCUCUACGGUAGGCAAAUGUAAAAGAAUGCAAGGACAGCAGAACGGCCUUCAUCGGAUUCUAAAACGUUAACUGAAACAUGUGCCUCUGAUUGAAUCCGUUCUCCGUUUGUUUGCUUUUUUUUAUAAAUACAUUAAUUUAUAUGUUCAA
Anopheles moucheti is the source of this 3343-nucleotide messenger RNA. It is a transcript of the gene Cht11, whose product is annotated as chitinase-3-like protein 2. The transcript is spliced from 5 exons. Lineage: Eukaryota; Metazoa; Arthropoda; Insecta; Diptera; Culicidae. Gene Ontology annotation, biological process: chitin catabolic process; carbohydrate metabolic process. The coding region runs from base 297 to 2066 and encodes 589 amino acids. Gene Ontology annotation, cellular component: extracellular region. The record is from RefSeq and is a predicted model, not a curated record. Gene Ontology annotation, molecular function: chitinase activity; chitin binding.